AUGUCAGCCAAAACAUUCCGUGGUGUCUACCUGAAGAAGAGCGCACAAUCUGGCAUCAAACCUCCCAAAGGAGAACGAGGAAACUUGAAGUGGGAAGAAGUCAAGGUCGAAAGCAAACCUAUUCCCGCAAUUCCAGAGGGUCAUGCUUUGGUCCAACUACACGCAAGUGCGUUAAACCAUCGAGAUGUAUUCAUCAGACAAGGAUUGUAUCCUAGAAUCAUCUACGAUGUGAUCUUGGCUGCCGACGGUGCAGGUGUUUUGGUCGAAGGCGGACCAAAGGAACUUAAAGGUCAACGAGUUCUCAUAAACUCAAGUAUCAACUGGGACUCAAACCCACUUGGCCCAGAGAACCCUGCUAAAUAUGAAGUAUUGGGUCUACCUCGUAACGGUACCUUGGCCGAAUACAUUGUCAUCCCUUCCAAGAACGUGUUCGCAAUGCCCAAGCAAUUGAGCUUUGAAGAAGCUGCUGCUAUCCCAUUAGCCGGCUUGACAGCUUGGAGAGCAACUUUCUCGAUUGGCCAAGUGAAGAAGGGUGAUUUGGUGUUAGUGCCAGGAAUUGGAGGUGGUGUAGCCAUGUUCGCCGCACAAUUCGCUAUGGCUGCUGGUGCUGAAGUAUAUGUUACUUCGUCGUCGGACGAAAAGAUCCAAAAGGCCAUCAAACUCGGUGCUUGCGUGGGUGGUGUCAACUACAAGAACAAGGGAUGGGCCAAGGAAUUGUCUACCAAGGUCAAGGGCCGCAUGUGGGAUGUCGUCGUCGACGGUGCCGCCGGUACAGACUCAUUGAGAGAGUACAUGGCUUUAUUGAAGUGGGGAGGCGUCUACGUCACAUACGGAGCUACUUCUGACUCAUUUGCCAGCAUUUUGAUCCCCUUCCUCUUCCAAAAGCAAAUCAAGCUUUGUGGAUCCACUAUGGGUUCUGACCGAGAAUUCAAAGACAUGAUGGUGUUUAUUGACAAACACCAAAUCAAACCUGUCGUAUCCACAGUCCAUCAGGGCCUAGAAAAGGCUGAGGAUGCAUUCGUUGAAAUGCGAGAGGGCAAGCAAUUCGGUAAAAUCGUUGUCAAGAUCAACCACAACUCUAACAAAUUGUAG
Messenger RNA from Synchytrium microbalum, 1092 nucleotides. RefSeq lists its product as uncharacterized. NCBI's taxonomy places the organism in Eukaryota, Fungi, Chytridiomycota, Chytridiomycetes, Synchytriales, Synchytriaceae. The transcript has 9 exons. The record is from RefSeq and is a predicted model, not a curated record. Bases 1 to 1092 code for a protein of 363 amino acids. Gene Ontology annotation, molecular function: oxidoreductase activity.